Messenger RNA from Prunus armeniaca (apricot), 1251 nucleotides. The record is from the annotation of a GenBank genome assembly. Lineage: Eukaryota; Viridiplantae; Streptophyta; Magnoliopsida; Rosales; Rosaceae.
AUGGGAAAUUGUUAUGCAGCUCCUGUGACUAACCAUAGCCCGUCUACCUCAGGAAUCAAAAACGCUGCCGGGAAUAUUAGUGGCAAAACAAGUAGUGGAAUAACCCCAAAAAAUGCUAGCAAGGCAUUCGGCAAAGGCAACAGCAAUAAUAAUAUUGAAGAAGAAAGUGCAGCUCCUGAUGCAGCAGCUCCAAGGGAAAGUGUGGAAACUGAAGUACCAAAGUUGAAAGAGUUUAGUUUAGCUGAGCUGAAGAAGUGCACUCGAGAUUUCAGACCAGACACAAUACUGGGUGAGGGAGGUUUCGGUAGGGUUUUCAAGGGAUGGGUAAACGAGGACACCUAUGCUCCAUCCCGGGUCGGCAUCGGCAUGGCCGUUGCCGUCAAGAAGUCCAACCCCGAUAGCUAUCAAGGCCUCCAAGAAUGGCAGGCGGAGGUGAAUUUCUUGGGGAAGUAUCGUCAUCCAAACCUUGUUAGGCUGCUGGGAUAUUGCUGCGAAGAAAAUCAAUUCCUUCUUGUUUAUGAAUAUAUGCAAAAAGGAAGCUUGGAAAACCACCUUUUCAGAAAAGGUCAAGAACCACUCGGAUGGGAAUUAAGACUUAAGAUAGCAAUUGGAGCUGCACGAGGUCUUGCUUUUUUGCACACCUCAGAAAAAGUCAUCUACCGUGACUUUAAGGCCUCCAAUAUUUUGCUGGAUCUGGCCUACAACGCAAAACUUUCAGAUUUCGGGCUGGCAAAGGUGGGCCCAAUAAAUGGCAACUCCCACGUAACCACACGCAUCAUAGGAACUUAUGGAUAUGCAGCUCCGGAAUACGUCGCAACUGGUCACUUGUACGUAAAGAGCGACGUGUAUGGUUUUGGUGUGGUAUUAUUGGAGAUGCUAACAGGCUUAAGAGCCCUUGACAACAAUCGACCCUCUCGUGAGCAUAGUUUGGUGGAUUGGUUAAGGCCUUCUCUUCACAAGAAGAAGGAGCUAAAGAAAAUAAUGGAUCCAGGGCUUGGAGAUCAAUACCCAUUAAAAGCUGCCUGCCAAGCAGCUGAGCUCAUUCUAAAAUGCCUAGAAUCUGAUCCCAAAAACAGACCCUCCAUGGAGGAAGUUCUUGUAACUCUAGAAAAGAUAAAUGCCAUUAAGGAAAAGCCAAAAACUGCAAAACCCAAUGGCAGAGGACGGCCAGAUGUACGUUCAUCACCAUCACCCCAUCAUUAUAACCAUCAUCUUCAUAGGUCUCCAAACUUUGGUCCACGAGGAAUGUAG